Molecule: messenger RNA, 1240 nt
Organism: Menidia menidia (Atlantic silverside)
Lineage: Eukaryota; Metazoa; Chordata; Actinopteri; Atheriniformes; Atherinopsidae
Source: the annotation of a GenBank genome assembly
AUGGGGAACAGAGACGACGAAUAUGACUUCUUGUUCAAAGUUGUCCUCAUCGGGGACUCGGGCGUCGGGAAGAGUAACCUGCUGUCCCGUUUCACAAGAAAUGAGUUCAACCUGGAGAGCAAGAGCACCAUAGGGGUGGAGUUUGCCACCCGCAGCAUCCAGGUGGACGGGAAGACGAUCAAAGCCCAGAUCUGGGACACAGCUGGACAGGAGCGCUACAGAGCCAUCACCUCAGCGUAUUAUCGGGGUGCGGUCGGGGCUCUUCUAGUUUACGACAUCGCCAAACACCUGACUUACGAGAACGUGGAGCGCUGGCUGAAGGAGCUGCGGGACCACGCCGACAACAACAUCGUCAUCAUGCUGGUCGGGAACAAGAGCGACCUCCGCCACCUCCGGGCGGUGCCCACCGACGAGGCCCGGGCCUUCGCUGAAAAGAACACCCUGUCAUUCAUCGAGACGUCAGCGUUGGACUCCACAAAUGUAGAAGAGGCGUUCAAGAACAUUUUAACAGAAAUCUACAGGAUCGUGUCACAGAAGCAGAUAGCCGACAGAUCUGCGCACGACGAGUCUCCGGGCAACAACGUGGUGGACAUCAGCGUCCCGCCGACCACCGACGGCCAGAAGGGCAACAAGCUGCAGUGCUGCCAGAGCCUGUGACCGAGCCCGGCGUCCAUCCUGUCCACAUUCACCCCGCAUCACGCCACCUGUGCACUUUUUCUCUCUCUAGCUCAGCUCACGGCCAACUCCCACAUCACUUAACCCUCCUUUCUUUUUUCUCUCCCCCCCUUCAUCUUUUUGUUUAUGUGUGUACUUUCGAAGUCACUCGCGCUCUUCUCUCCCGCCACGAGAACAGCAUCCAGAAGCCUUCAUGUCCCUCGGUCAUUCGAGUUGUUUGUGGAGUCGUUGUGAAGUCCCUGCAGUGCAGGCGCGAGGCGGUCUUUGCCGUCUCAGUGAAGCUUGUGAAGUCGUUUGAACUCAGAUGAAGCCGUCAGGGAGGGGUCGCGGAUGCAUUUCACUGGCUGCCACUAGAUGGCGCCGUGAAAAGGAACCACAGACGGUUGCUCCGAACUGGUGAAGCAGUAUUAUGCCUUUGACAGAGCGGUCGGUUCUUACUUUCAUCAUCUAUCAUGCCAAAAAAAUAUCCUCAUGAAGUAUUUAUUGAACAAUAGUGGCUUCAGUUGUAAUUGUUUGACUUUCAGUUUAAGAAACAUGAAAAUUUCCAAUAAAAUUCUUGACUAAA